Molecule: messenger RNA, 3634 nt
Organism: Doryrhamphus excisus (bluestripe pipefish)
Lineage: Eukaryota; Metazoa; Chordata; Actinopteri; Syngnathiformes; Syngnathidae
Gene: rhbdl3
Product: rhomboid, veinlet-like 3 (Drosophila)
Cellular component (GO): membrane
Molecular function (GO): calcium ion binding; serine-type endopeptidase activity
Source: RefSeq, a predicted model, not a curated record
GUGGAGGGUGAGGGGGGGUGAGAGCUUACCCCAUUAUCCCCUCCCACCUUCCCUCUUGUGGGACGGAGCGGAGCUCCGGAGCUUCCUGGAGCUCCACCAGGCAUGCGGCGGAGGACGAGGAGGAGGACGCCGGUCAUCCCCCAUUAGGACUUCCACAAGGUGGAGACAGCAGCAGACAGACGCUUUAACUGGGCUGUAUAGUGGCUGAAAAAGACGUGUAAAGACUCCUCGCUGUCGCUGCUGCUGCUGCUGUUGCGCAGCAUCCUGCUUCCCAAACUUGGACUGUUGCCUCCUGCCCGGCUUCUGUCCUCCCUACAGCUACUUUUACUUGAUUUAUUUAGCAUUUUUAUGUCAACUUUCCCUCAGUGGAUAUCUUUGUGGGAGUACCUUGUUCAGUGUGUUUUCUACUUGAACUCAUCUCAUGGUGGUGGGGUUGCUGGUAAUGAUGAUGGUGGUCAAGAUGCUCCCCUUCAAGCCGUCUGUAGUGUGUGACACACUCCAAGGAGCCAUGUCGGACUGUACUACAACUAUGAGGAAUCAUUGCUAAGGUGUUUUUUUUUCGGCGGUACACCAGCCCGAGGAUGGCAGGAGGGAACCGGGAGCUGACGGUCACCUCCUCCCCUGCUGUAGCAGCCAAUGCCGAGGGAGAGGAGAUUGAAGUGUUGGAGAGCACCGAUGUGCUUCCUGUGGCUCCGGAGGACCAAUGGAAGGCUCUGUUCGAUAAGUAUGACCCAGAGAAUUCGGGCUUCAUCAGUACAGAGCGGUUCAGGGAUCUUUUGGCAACCCAUGGCUCAGAGCUCGACCCCCACAAACUUGAAGUUCUCUUGGCCCUGGCAGAUGGUAACUCGGAUGGAAAGAUCUGCUACCAGGAUUUUGUCAACCUGAUGAGCAACAAGCGCUCUAACAGUUUCCGGAGGGCCAUCCUGCAGGGGAGCAGACAAAUCAAAGGCAGCAGUCUCCGAGAUGAGGUCGGUUUGGGUCUGUCUCAGCGGCUGGUGCGACACGUGGCUUACGAGACGCUGCCCCGCGAAGUCGAUCGCAAGUGGUAUUUUGACAGCUACAACUACUGGCCCCCACCCUGGCUAAUCCUGACCAUCACCAUUGUCGAGGUAGUUGUGUUCUUAUAUUAUGGAUGUCAUCUCGACCGUCUGGUUCUGCAGGUGUCUAGCCCAUCAUUCCUUAAGAGCCCUCUACCUUACCACCCCCAGCUCCGGGCCCAGGCCUGGAGGUACUUCAGCUAUAUUUUCAUGCACACUGGGAUUGAACACCUGAGCCUAAACAUGGCCAUGCAGCUGCUGGUUGGAGUCCCCCUAGAAAUGGUGCACGGAGCCGCGAGGAUUGGACUCAUCUACGUGUGUGGCGUGCUGGCAGGUUCUCUGGCGGUGUCCGUUACCGACAUGACGGCUCCCGUGGUCGGCUCAUCCGGCGGCGUGUAUGCCCUGGUCUCUGCACACCUGGCCAAUGUAGUCAUGAAUUGGUCAGGGAUGAAGUGUCAAUUUAAAUUAUUCCGGAUGGCCAUGGCUCUGGUGUGCAUGAGUGUAGAAUUUGGGCGCGCCGUGUGGCUCCGCUUCUACCCACCAGCCUUUCCUCCUUGCCCCAACCCCAGCUUUGUUGCUCACCUUGGUGGAGUGAUGGUAGGUCUCACGCUGGGUGUGGUGGUCCUGCAGAACUACGAGCAGCGGCUCCAGGAGCAGUCUCUGUUUUGGAUCUUCUUCUGCGUCUACACCUUGUUUGUGCUCUGCGCUGUCUUCUGGAACAUUUUUGCCUACAGCUUGCUUGACGUGCGAUUACCCCCGCCGCCGUGACAUGCUUAUUUAGGGGUUCUUCUUUCAUCCAUAUACUGAUACCUCAUACGCUGAGUCGCAUUGUGGAAUCAGUCACAAAUGAUCUCCAUCAUGCAUGUAGUGCGCUGAUCUUUCAUCCACUUGCUGCAUUUCUGGAAGAAGCCUUACAUAUGUACAUCGUGUAAGAUCAUACAGCCCACACCCACUGGUAAUCAUUAUAACGGAACUGUUGUUAAAACAGAAUGAGAAAUGUCCACACGAACACAGGUAUUUUAAAUACAUAUUAUAGAAAAAAAAUACCAGUAAUAUAUUCCUUAACGUACACACUAUACCACUACAAUGGUUUGUGGAAAUUGGUUUAGUAUUUUUGAGUCAUCCUCCACCGUUUUAACUGUGCUAUUAAUUACUGCUAUGAAAAUCAUUAAUGGUGGCCUGAGACUGGUCUAAAGUACUGUUGUAUGUUCAUAUGACUUAUUUAUGUAUUUAUGCAUUUUUUUGUAAACAUUAUUGUUGCUAUCAUCUGAUUGGUGCCGUCUGUUGCUUUGGCAUGCUCUUGACAGCCAAAACCUUGUGGUAUAGGGUAGCGAUAUAUACUGUACAUGACCCUGGAAUGCGGAGAAAUGUUUUUAAUACCCAUGUACGUGUGGACAUAGCCGCAGAUGUGAGCCAUUCUGUCCACUUGAUGUUUGCCUCCUCUGAUACGGAACCCGAAGGUGCCUACUCACAAAGCUUGGUGAAAGUACAUCGAGCAUAGUCUAGCAUGGACCUCUUCUGUUGGGUGACACUCUAUUAAAAGUGUUCUCAUUGUCAAAGUAUGCAUUCAUUUGGCAUCAUAACAACUUUGGCUCAAACAUACUGUAACAGACUAUAUUUACCUGCUAGGAAGAUGAUGGUAGUUCAGUUUGGGUUUGUUUGUCUUAGUGUUUAAAUGAGCCUCAUACCUUUGUGUGUAACUGCACCAAAAUGUGUGUACAGAUAAAUGCACAAGCACAAGUGCCAUUCAGACUUUUAAGCUUUCAGAAGUGAUGCCAAACUGUUGUCCCAUUGGGCAUUUGCUGUGUUUUUGUUUUUUUUAAUAGAUUGUUAAUGUCAGCAAAUAUGUUAUUUAUUGAUGGUAAAAUGGUGACUUACGGGGGAAAAAAAAUCAGCACCGGAGAGCUCUCUGGUUUUUAUUCUUAUAACCAAAUUAGCAGAAAAGUACACAGGUGUGAACUUGAUUGCAUCCCAACUGGUGCUGACUCAAAUGAUGCAAAGUUGGAAAGAAAGAAAUCAAUGUGCGCUCUCUGUCCCUUUCAAAAUUGUUCAUUGAGUGAAAUAGAAGUGGACUGGAAGGCGACCACAACCCCCAGUGGUAAAGAGUUUAACCUCAUGUUACUCUGGUAACUGCUUCGCACAAACCUUAUUAUUGUGUAGUUAAACACAGUUUAACUUGUUUGCCGUUGAUUGUUUUUACUAUGAGGUACUGAUACUGUAUGUUGUGUACAUUCUGUGGCCCGUCUGCAUUGUUAGCAAUAUAUUGUAUCCUAUUUAUACGUCCGUUAAAGAUAGUAACUGGAUAUAUGUUAUCAGGGCUGUGACAAAAUUGAUGGUGAAAUUACUAAUAUUUUAACAAUGUGGAUAUUUUGUAGAUUUGAUAUGUACAUACUGGAGUACAUUAAACAUUUUUUCAAAUAAACAACAUAAAUUAUUGAUGUUAUUAUUCUGAAAAUGGCAAUUUAAACUUUUUUAAGCCCAUGGAAACAAAGCCAAACUGGAGUUUACCUGAUCAUGUGACUUGUGCAACUUUGUUGCCAUCUAGCGGACACUUGUGUUUCUCGCUCCGCCCACAGACAGACAGAACAAUAAUCUAU